This is a messenger RNA of Colletotrichum aenigma, 2139 nucleotides long. RefSeq lists its product as uncharacterized. The record is from RefSeq and is a predicted model, not a curated record. The coding region runs from base 1 to 2139 and encodes 712 amino acids. NCBI's taxonomy places the organism in Eukaryota, Fungi, Ascomycota, Sordariomycetes, Glomerellales, Glomerellaceae. The transcript has 3 exons.
AUGGGAAUCUGCGACUUCUGCCAACGGAACGUCCUGGAGUCGGAGAAACUCUGGGGUUAUCACCACUCCGACUUUGUCGACUUCAAGGACGCGGCAGAAUCAGGAUGCGUCUUCUGCGAGAGACUGGCUCACGCUACGCAAGACUUGAAGUCAUGGUUCGAUAACGCGAACGGGACGCCGGCGCUGUAUAGAUGGAAUCUGGGCUUCAUUCCCAACGAAAACAGCUUGGGCGCGGGAACAGACUCCGAAGAAUCGGUGACGCAAAUGGCUGAGUGGGUGAGUAGGUGCGCCAAUGACCACCCGAACUGCAAACGCCGCCACGGCAGCCUUGACUUCAUCCCGACACGCGUCCUCGACGUCGGCACGGAGAAGACCUGGCCGCCGAAACAUGUUAAGCUUGUCGAUACCAAGGAAAUGGGCGUCAAGGGGCCAUACAUGACGCUGAGCCACUGCUGGGGAAAGGGCAAGUUCGUGCAGCUCACCGAGAAGGACAUGGAGGAGUUCACCACGACGGGCAUCCCGUGGGAGACGGCACCUCACGGGCAGGACAUCUGCGGCAACGUCAACUUCGCGCAGGCGCUCAAGAUAACAUGGCUAUUGAAACAGCGGUAUGUCUGGAUCGACUCGGUCUGCAUCAUUCAAGAUAGCAAAGACGACUGGAACGUGGAGUCGAAGCUCAUGCACAAGGUGUACCGCAACUCCUUUUGUAACCUUGCGGCGGCUGUGUCGCCAGACCACACCGGUGGUCUUUUUCGACAGCGACGGCCAGCAGCUGCUCCGUCAGAAGACGAGAUGGGUGGCCUGUUUCAAAGGCGAAGACCAGCGCCUGCUGUAACCCCUACGCGCUAUAUCCCGAUAGGCGUGUCUCCGAGGUUUGGCGGUAGAAGCUGGAGGAUCCUUCCUUCGGACCUCUGGGACCAGAACCUGCUGGGAUGCCAUCUCUACACUCGCGGAUGGGUCUUUCAGGAGCGAAUGCUCUCACUCCGUCUCAUUCAGUUCGGCCACCAGCAAAUAUUCUGGGACUGUGCCACCAAGUCCGCCUGCGAGAUCCUGCCCGACGGGCUCCCCGCCUCCCUCGACACCAGAGCAGGUGUGGACCGGUACUGGCGCCAACGCCUCCAGGAUGCCGCUAUCACGGUCCGCCCGCUGGUGGACACCUCCGAGGGGUCUCUCGAGAAAUUCUGGGAGAGCGCGGUCCGCACCUACACCGCCUGCAACCUCACGAAGUCGAGCGAUAGAAACCCCGCGAUAUGGGGCGUCGCAAAGCUUGUCAGAGACGCGCUGGGCGAGGAGUACGCGUACGGCUUGUGGUCGACGCGAAUCGAGGAGCAGCUCGCGUGGCGGGUGACGGAUCCGGGGAUGUCAUCUUACCCGGACGUGUCGAAUGAGGCCCCGUCGUGGUCGUGGACUCGUCUCCAGGGGACGAUCCAGAUCCCUCCAAGAGUCCACGACCCGCCGCGAUGUUACAAAGUGAUGAGCCACCAGGGGGGUAAUCUCGAGUUCCAGUUUGAGAAGGCUGUCUGGGGUCGGAUCGAGGGCGAGUAUAAGAGGAUCUGGCGGGAGGAGACCAAGAACAUGGACGCUAAACUUAAGCUUACCGUUUCCAGAGCGAAGCGUUCCCAUGGCCAUGGCCCUAAGACUGAGAGCCCGGUGAGGGGUGACAAGCCGAACAUGGACGAGGCCUCGACCCUCCGGUCCAAGGCAAUCGCUCUUCGGGGACACAUUUGCAGGGGCAACGUUCGAGCCGUCCCGAAGAGUGGGCAGUGGGAGUUCACCAUUGGCGAACCUGGUGCAAAGCAAGUGGUUUUCGCAGCGCAUCCUGACGUCGCGCCCUCACAGAACGAGACCCCCUGCUGUUUCCUUCUUCUGGCGGCUUCGAGGCACUUUAUCGAUAGGUUGGGUGAUAAACUGCGAAACAAAGACUAUCUCGAGGACGAAGAUAUCGUGGAUGAACAGCAUUUUGGAGUCGGUAUAUUGGUAGAGCGAAACGGCAACAAUCUGUCAAGAGUUGGUGCUGUUUCGUUCCGGGAUAUUUGCAACGAGGAUUGGAAUCAAUUCCGACGGGCCUGCGGGCAAGACGACGAGGCGUUGAGGGACGAUCUCGACGCCAGGACCGGGGAGGAUUUCUUGCUGAUAUGA